UAGGGAUGGCUAAGGGAAAGCGUACUUGGCACUGAUCCCUCUUUUCAGUAUAGACUGCAGUUUACAUUAGGCAGCAAAUUUUUUUUGUCAGGGGGAUGAAUGUGUCAUAAAUAGUUGUCGUUUAUAUAGGGGUAGUGGAUGCAUGUUUAGCAAUGCGAUGAGGCCAGUGCACUUUGCAAGACUUGCGCUGCAGAGAGCCUCCGCGGACCCCACGACCUGUUGCUGACAAGCCGCGGAAAAGGAGAGGGAGAGGGGGAACAGCUCGGGAGAGACAUAGGGUACUGCCUUGGAGACGACAGCCCGAGUUUCUUCGCGGAGGAAAUCAUGCAGUUUGCAAUCUGGCUGGUUGGACUAAUGUGUCAUCUGUCAGCACUUGUCCGUGACACUUUGCAACAACGAUUGCAUCCGAAACAAGAAAGCUUCAUCAAGCAGCUGUCAUCGUAUGAAAUCAUCACCCCGCUCCGUGUGAAUGACUUCGGAGAAUCAUUCCCUCACAAAUUGCACUACAGAAGGAGACGGAGAAGUUUAAAUGAUGACCUGUCGGGCUUACGGGUUCACUACAGGAUUGAUGCAUUCGGGGAACGCUUUCAUCUCAAUUUGACCGCACACUCCGACUUCAUCGCCCCCUCUUACACAGUGACACACUUGGGAGCGGAACAUAGCAACGCCACGGACUCCAACUUCUAUGACCCGAGCGACAUGCGCCACUGCUUUUUCCGCGGACACGUCAACGCCAAGAGCGAGUACCCUGCUAUCUUCAGCGUGUGCACUGGCCUUAUUGGAACUUUUACAACACAACAUGGCGAAUACUUCUUGGAGCCUCUUUUAAAUGCUGCGGGGGAGGAAUAUGAGGAUGAGCACAACAAACCUCAUCUUGUAUAUCGACAUGAGAGGAAUAUGAACAUCUCGAAUACUGACAACACAGAGCCCUGUGCUGCCUCAGAGGACUCCAAGAGGCCCGUUGCUUUUGAGAGCAGAGGGAAUAUGGGAGAGGAGCUGGACUCUCUCAGAGCCACGAUAGAUGAUCAACACAUUUAUGACAACUCCACCAGCACACACCACAGAUCCCCCCGCAGACACAAGCGUUUCCUUUCCUACCCUCGCUACGUUGAGCUGAUGGUGACAGCAGAUGCCAAAAUGGUGCGUCACCAUGGACGCAACCUAGAGCACUAUAUCCUAACAAUCAUGUCAGUAGUAGCAGCAGUGUACAGGGACCCCAGCGUAGGAAACCUCAUCAACAUCAUGAUUGUCAAGCUAGUCGUCGUCCACAAUGAACAGGAAGGGCCCACAGUAAGCUUCAAUGCUGCCACGACUCUGCACAACUUCUGUGUGUGGCAGCAGGGCCAAAACGUCCAGGAUGACAGCCAUCCUUCUCACCAUGACACAGCACUUCUCAUCACCAGGGAAGACAUCUGCCGUGCGAAAGAUAAAUGUGACACGUUAGGGCUCGCAGAGCUGGGGACCAUGUGUGACCAGUACCGGAGCUGCUCCAUCAGUGAGGAAAAUGGAAUUAGUGCCUCCUUCACCAUCGCUCAUGAGCUGGGCCAUGUGUUCAACAUGCCUCAUGAUGACAAUCCAAAGUGUCGGGAGGCAGGCAUGAAGCACCAGUAUCAUGUCAUGGCUCCCACGCUCAACUAUGACACCAAUCCCUGGUCGUGGUCCAAGUGCAGCCGCAAGUACAUCACAGAGUUUCUAGACACUGGCUAUGGGGAGUGCCUUCUUGAUGAGCCUGUAGGCAGAACAUAUGAGCUGCCCACCCUCCUCCCUGGUCAAAUCUACAAUGCCAACCGGCAGUGUGAACUGAUGUUUGGACCCGGUUCCCAAAUUUGCCCAUACAUGAAACAGUGCAAGAGGCUGUGGUGUACAAGUGCAGAGGGGGACCAUAAAGGAUGUCGCACACAGCACAUGCCACUGGCUGAUGGGACUGACUGUGGACAUGGAAUGUACUGCAGACACGGGAUGUGUGUAAACAAGGAGUUGGACCUGCAACCUGUUCACGGGGAGUGGGGACCCUGGGGGCCCUACAGUGUUUGCUCCAGGUCCUGUGGUGGAGGAACCCGGAGCACCAGCAGAGACUGCAACAAGCCUGAACCCAGAAAUGGCGGGAAGUUCUGUGUGGGUCGCAGGAUGAAGUUUCGCUCUUGCAACACUGAGCCAUGCCCACGAGGAUGGAGAGAUUUCCGUGAAGAGCAGUGCUCUCAGUUUGAUGGCAAGCACUUCAACAUCAAUGGUCUACCUCCCACCGUCCGCUGGAUCCCCAAGUACAGUGGCAUACUCAUGAAGGAUCGCUGUAAGCUCUUCUGCCGGGCAGCUGGUACUACGGUGUACUAUCAGCUGAAGGAUCGCGUCAUCGACGGCACGCCAUGUGGGAUGGAUACUUUCGACAUCUGUGUUCAAGGCCUCUGCAGGCAAGCAGGCUGUGACCAUGUUCUUAACUCGAAGGCCAGGAAUGACAAGUGCGGAGUAUGUGGCGGGGACAACUCGUCGUGUAAAACCCUGGCAGGGACCUUCAAUGAUGCUCAGUAUGGUUACAACACAGUGGUGAGGAUCCCAGCCGGAGCCACCAACAUUGAUAUCAAACAGGUCAGCUAUGGAAAGCCAGAAGACGACAGCUACCUCGCAUUGUCUGAUAGCCAGUCCAACUCCCUCCUGAAUGGGAACUUUGUGGUGGCCAUGUUCAAAAGGGAAAUCACCUUCAAGGGAACCAUCAUUGACUACAGCGGCUCGGACACAAAAGUGGAGCGCAUCAACUGCACUGAGCGCAUUGAGGAGGAGCUCAUUCUGCAGGUCUUGUGUGUGGGAAACCUCCACAACCCAGACGUCCGCUACUCCUUCAACAUACCCAUCGAGGAACACAGGGAGCAGUUUGUGUGGGAUCCCUCAGGCUCCUGGCUCGAGUGCACUCGCAUCUGUCAGGGUGAGCGAAGACGAAAGGCGGUAUGUGUGCGUAAGAGUGAUCACCUUGAGGUAUCGGACCAACGCUGUGAACAUUUACCUCGUCCUGUUGCUGUUACUGAGCCCUGCAACACUGACUGUGAAGUCAGGUGGCAUGUUGCUGGAAAGAGCGAAUGUUCUGCUAAAUGUGGGCCAGGCUACCGCAGCCUGGAUGUUCAGUGUAUGAAGUACAGCCUGAUGAAGAGACAGAGUGAGAGGAUGGAGGCCAGCGCCUGUGGAGACACUGCCAAACCUCAGACCAGAGAGCCCUGCCACGGGGAUUGUCUGCUUAAGAGCUGGCAGUACAGCACAUGGUCACAGUGCUCUAAGACAUGUGGACGUGGAAGCCGUAGCAGAGAGUCUUACUGUAUAAACAACCUGGGUAGACGGCUGGUGGACAGAGAGUGCAACGAUUACCAGAGGGUGGUCACUGAAACCUGCAACGACCAGCCUUGUCCGAAGUGGACUGUUAGCGAGUGGAGUGAGUGCCUGGUGACUUGUGGGAAGGGAAUGAGGCACAGACAAGUGUCCUGCAGCAUGGGAGCUGGGGAGGAGAAGCUGAGCGAGCACUUCUGCGACCCAUCUAGCAAACCUCCUGCUGUGGGGAGCUGCAAGCUGCCUGAGUGUGCGUCCUGGCAGGUCGGCGUCUGGGGAGCGUGUGCGGUGACCUGUGGCCAUGGCUACCAGAUGAGAGCCGUUAGGUGUGUUUCGGGGGACUACGGGGACACAGUAGAUGACAGAGAGUGCAAUGCUGCGGCGAGGCCGAGAGACAGUCAGGACUGUGAGAUGCAUGCGUGCCCAUGGUCCUCUCUGCCACAGAGCACACCACUUCCUGACAACUCUGCUCAGCUCCUGACUCAGUGGAGAUACGGCUCCUGGACUGCGUGCUCGGUGUCCUGUGGCAGGGGAAAACAGGCACGUUAUGUCAGCUGCAGAGAUGCCCAGGGAGGAGUGGCUGACGAAUCACACUGUGCCCACCUGCCCCGCCCCCCGGAGUCCUCCGCCUGCUUCAGCCCCUGUGGCCAAUGGCGUGCCGGGGAGUGGUCUCCUUGUUCAGUGACUUGUGGCAUAGGAAGGAACAGCAGGCAGGUGGUCUGCUCUAACUACCACCAGCCAGUGGACGAGUCUUUCUGUGAUCCGGAUGAUAAGCCUGCAACAGAACAGGAUUGUACGGCGGCGCCCUGCUCCUCUAUCUACCACCGUCAGCGCAUCAAUGACCAACCCUACGGAUAUCCCCAGGACCCGGGACGCCAUCCUGGCCACAGCAGCUGGAAUGUGCCGUCAGCAGACAACCAGUGGAGGACUGGACCCUGGGGCGCAUGUUCUAGUACCUGUGCAGGAGGCUUCCAGAGGCGAGUGGUGGUCUGUCAGGAUGCUGAUGGACGCAGCAACAGCUACUGUGAUGAGAGGGUCAAACCUACCGAGUCUAAGAGCUGUGAUUCUGGGCCCUGCCCUCUGUGGAACUACGGUGUCUGGGGAGAGUGCACCCAGACCUGUGAUGGAGGAAGGAGGACUCGCCUGGUGGUUUGUCAAAGGCCCAACGGCCAGAGGCUCAAUCACUACAACUGUGAUGUCCUUGACAAGCCGACCGACAUGGAGCAAUGCAACCUGCAGGCCUGCCCAGGCUCUGCCUCCUGGCACCGCCGACCAUGGAAGCCGUGUUCGGUGAGUUGUGGUCGGGGCACCAAGCAGCGAGAGAUAGCCUGUGUUGUUCAGAACCAAACAAAAAUAGUGGAGGAGCACUGCAGUCAUCUGCCUCGGCCACGGACACAGAAGGCCUGUCGGGUGCGAGGAUGCCCCAGUUGGAAGGCCAACAGAUGGAGGGAGUGUUCUGUCACCUGUGGAGCUGGAGCUCAGAACCGUGAGGUUUACUGCAGACUAAAAGGCACUGGACGUGUCAGACAGGAUCUAUGUGAUGCUCACCAGCGUCCUGCCAUGGUCCGGCCAUGCCAAACUGCAGAAUGCACACAUUACACUUGGGUUGCUGGCGAGUGGGAAGAAUGCAAUGCAACCUGUGGAGAGGGCAUGAGACUCCGGAAGGUGGGGUGCAUAAACCCCGGGAUGACACCUGUCCAGGAUGAUUACUGUGAGCCGUCAUCCCAGCCACCAUCAUACCAACCUUGCAAAGGAGCUCCCUGCCACUACAUGUGGAUUACAGGCGAAUGGUCACAGUGCUCUGCCAGCUGCGGUGUGGGCUAUCAGCAGCGUAUAGUCUCCUGCUCCGUGACGCCCUCCUCUCAGGCUCUGAGCCCAUAUGCUGCUGCCCAGUCCUUCUCUGCCAGCACCCACUGCCCUGAGCCCCACCCUCCUGGCACCCGGCCGUGCCUCCUCAGGCACUGCCCGCACACAACCUACUGGAAAGUUGGCCCAUGGAGCAAGUGCUCACAGACCUGCGGGGCAGGAGUGAUGGAGCGCAGAGUGGAGUGUGUGACCUCCAAAGGCCAACCGUCCAAACACUGCCGUCCUUCAGAAAGACCUGAGUCUCAAGCUGCAUGUCAAGACAGAGAAUGUCGGUUGUUCACGUCCUGCCGAGAGGUCCAGAUGACACAGGGUGUGAAGACAGAUGGGGAAUACUAUCUCAAAGUCAAAUCCCGGAUACUACAGAUUUACUGUGCUGAGAUGCACACUGAUUUCCCCAAGGAGUAUUUGACCUUGCGCAGCGGUCAGACAGACAACUACUCAGAAGUGUAUGGGCACAGGUUGCUGAACCCCUUUGAAUGUCCGUAUAAUGGCAGCCGAAGACAGGACUGUGACUGUAGGAACGACUACUCCGCAGCAGGAUACACACUCUUCCACAAAGUUCGUCUGGACCUGAGCUCCCUGAGGAUAACGAUAACAGACCUCCAGUUUUCCCAGACUCUUCUUGGUCGACCUGUGCCUUUUGCUACAGCGGGAGAUUGUUAUAGUGCAGCCAAGUGUCCACAGGGCCAGUUCAGUAUUAAUCUGAUUGGCACUGGCCUCAAAGUGGCUGAGGCAACCAAGUGGACAUCUCAAGGCAACUAUGUUUCUGUCAAAGUCCACAGAUCUGAGGACGGAACAAGAAUCUACGGUCGCUGUGGUGGUUUCUGUGGGAAGUGCAUUCCCCAAGCUCACAACGGCCUACUCCUUCAAGUCCACUGAGGGCCAUGUAGAGACCAAACCUUUAAAUCUAUCCUGAAGACAGUAGCCCAGGAAUAUGCAAUAAUAAUGAUUUGUUGGACACCGUAGUCAUCUGUGAGUGUGGUGGAGGAGCAUUUCACAGUAAUCAUCCAACAGUAACAUCCCCAGUUCCCAAAUGGCAGCUAAAACAUACAUGACACUACAUACGCAGUGCUACAGGGCCGCUGUCAGGUCCAAACUGCUAACUUAAGAAGAGACAGCUAUAUUAGCUUGCCAACAGUGUUGUAAUGGCAUGUCUUUGCUUUGGAACCUGAAAUGCUUUUUCUCUGACCCUGUUAUGCAUUCUCAGCAUCAUACAAAGGGAUACAAUACUUCAAAGUACUUCAAAGCAACUACAUAAACAGUAGAAAAAAAUCUUCAAAUUCUCAUCUUUGAAACACAACGUUUUCUAAUGGUGCUCUGUGAAGUGAAGGGUAUUCUGAAUUUUCUGGGGGGGGGGGAUCCAUAAUUUAAAGUACUUGGAACUAUUCUUGUUAUAUGUCACCUUCCACAGUACAUAUAUAUUUAUAUUUAAAGCUCCGCUUUUCUGACUGACUUGCAGUCAAUGAGACUGUAUAAUAGUCAAUAUACUGUAUGUAUGUAAUCAUCAAUGCAAUUCUCUGGUGACAAAGAAGUGCUAUAGACAGACAUUGAAAUAGUAUGUUGAGUAUGUUAAUGUUUUAUAGUAUGGCAGCCAUUAGCAUGAUAUCAAAAAGAAGUAAUAACAACACUAAAAAAGUAUUAUUUUUGCAACUACUAAAUGAGUAAGGGAAUGGUUUGAUAUUUAUGCUUAUUUCUUGUUGAGAGUCAGAUGAGUAGGUCGAGUAAAUAUGAAGCUACCACCAGCAACUGGUUAGCUUAGCUUAGCACAAAGACUAAAAACAGGGGAAACGGCUUGCCUGGCUUUGUCUGAUGGUAGCAAAAUUCACCUACAAGCAGCUCUAAAGCUCCCUAAUUAACAUGUUGUACCCCAUUUGUUUAAUCUGCACAAAAAAGUAUAAAACAAACAAACAUGGUUUUAUGGGAGCUAGGUGUGAGACUAUUUUUCUGUACGGGCGCAGUAACUUCCUGGCGUCUUGACAUCACUUGUGAGGCUAACAGUGGAGACUCCAGGAAAUGACUGCAACAUUAGUCUGGCAUCUUUAUCUCUGGACAGAGCCAGACUACCUGGCUGCUGGCUGACUAUCAUCAUAUUUAUCAUACAGACAUGAAAGUGGUAUCAAUCUUCUCAUCUGACACUACAAGAAAGUGAAUAAUUGUAUUUCCCAAAAUGUCAAACUAUUCCUUUGGGGCUCAAGACUUAUAGAAAGAGUAAGCUAGCAACUAACUACUGAUAUCCUUCCAGACCUGCCUUAUGUCAGAGGUCAAAUGUUAGGAGAAUGUGAGGAGCCUUUAGAACAACGACACACAAGAUUUUAGUUUUCAUCGCUGUGUAUUUCUAAAGUCUGUCUGCUCUCACCUGCUGCCAGGUAUUUCACAAAACUGCUCAAACCUGCAUAGAUAGUACACUGACUGACGUAGAGACAUAAUAAACAAUAGCGCUGUGAGGAAAUAGCAGAAAUGUUUCAAUGUUUCCUAGUGUUUCAGUACAGUUUAAACGUUUUCUGCAGCUUUUUUUAAACCAUGAGGAUUCAUUUAUUUAAAAAUUUUUAUAGGUAUUUAAUUACACCACACAGACAAGUUCUCAUCUGUUACACUGUGACACAGUAUCAGGUGAUUUCUCACCUCACACCCUCCAUUGGGCCUACUGUAGGUACCUGCAACCCCUACCUCUCACAACCAUCCAUACUCUACUGAGAUAUGUGUUGUAAUAUAUUUAUGUUUGACCAUAUUUAUUCUGUAAUGACUGUAGAAAUGUUCUGUGUUUUACAGUACUACUACCAAUGGAUAAGCCAUUGUCUGAUGUUUUUUGUCCUUUGUCUGCUUUGCUGAAAAAGGUAUUAGCCUACUAUUAUUUGUAGUGUAUAACCACUAACCUUAAAUGAGGAUCUUUUGAAUGGUGCUUUUGAACUACUGGAAUUACCUCUCUUGAGAAGGAAAACACUGGCUUUUGGCUCUUUAGCAAAUCUAGGAUCUGCUUAUAAUGCACGUAAUGGUCCUCUCAAUAAUGUAGCCGAAAAUCUAGCUGCAAGGUUGCCAGAUCUAUCAGAUAUGUAAGCGAUAAAACACUGCAUGAGGAAAUCUGCCCUUGAGUAGUACUUAACUCAUCAUAAAUUACAUUGGCCAUGAUGCAACUAUCAAGCAGCCUAACAUGCUGGUACUCUUGUUAAGCUUUAACCAAAGUUAGAAUAUAGAUGCAGCUUUUUUUUUCUUCUCAGACAACGCAGCUUCUUUUGAUUUAAAGAACGGCUGAAAAAUAAAUAUAAAAAACAUCAAUGAGCAGCUAGAAAAUAUUUGGCCAUCAUUCAUGUUUAUGAUGGUCAAUUGUUCUAUGAGGUCUGUAUCAGAAAGUUAAAGAAUACUUGAUGCACUAUGUGCCAUACAUUUUGUAGAAAUGUAAUCCUGUUUGGGGUUUUUUGUAAUAACCGUUAAGAUUUGUAACUUAUGAUAUAUGUGUAUUUUUAAUAUUCAUACUUGAAUUGUAAACAGUGUGCUAAAUAUUGAAUGGGCAUUGGUACUGAAUAGAGAAUCAGUGUGCUUGUUUGCCAUGCUUUAUCCAAAGAAGUUUUUAAGAAUCAUAUGUACCUAUAGUAUGUAUGUAGCCUGUAUGAGAAAUGAAUGAUUGAUUCUGGUGCUACGAUAACUAAUCAAACCAAUACUGUAUGUCUUGCUACUAUACUAACACUGUAAAGUCAUAAUAAUAAAUGGUUUUCAGCUGACUCAUAA
Messenger RNA from Micropterus salmoides (largemouth bass), 8898 nucleotides. Its product is annotated as A disintegrin and metalloproteinase with thrombospondin motifs 20-like. Gene Ontology annotation, biological process: proteolysis; extracellular matrix organization. The record is from RefSeq and is a predicted model, not a curated record. NCBI's taxonomy places the organism in Eukaryota, Metazoa, Chordata, Actinopteri, Centrarchiformes, Centrarchidae. Gene Ontology annotation, molecular function: metalloendopeptidase activity; zinc ion binding.